UUCCGCCUCCAUUCGCGGCUUUUUUUUCAUGCAGGAAACGGAGCAAACCUGUCCGACACCUCUCACUACAGAUAGUUAUCUCGUCUGCAGUCCUUAGGAUGCGAUAGCAGGCCUGUGUCGGGGGGCGGUUCGGCCGAAGAGCCCGUGGAGCUCGCGGUCCUGGAUGUGAAGUUUCCUUGCAGAAACCAAUGUGUUUUCCGGUCGGAAACAAAACUGUCAGACCACAUGGACAGGAUCCCCCACUGGCUUCCCACCUGCUACUACUGCCACUGGUUGUCUGUAGGGCCAAACCAGAAUCACCGGCGUCACCAACUGAAACCGGGUCUGCGCAUUGGUGGGCAAAAUAUUUUUUCUAUUGCGCCACCCAGUGUGCAAACGUUUACUUAUUACAGUAAACUCAUCUUUUUGUUGAAAGACUGAUAACACUAAAUCGGAUAAGUUACUUUUGUAAAGAAAAGGAAGACGAAGAAAGGAAAAAAAACAUAUGGAGAGGAGAAUUAGCACAAGGAACCGGAAUACACCCAAAUAUAAGGAUUAUGAUGAGGAGGAUGAGGAGGAGCAGGAAGAAGAAGAGGAAUAUCCAGAAGACGAUGAGCAGCCAGGCACAUCCACCCAGAACACUCCUAACAAGAGAGCACAGGAUGAUAGACUCUUGCCUGUAAGCUGUGGAAAGAGAAAUGGCACCCUGCAUGUGAAAAAGCUAUACAGGGGUGAGGAGUGUAUCGAGUCGGAGGGCCGCUGGUUUUCUCCCGGUGCCUUCGAGGACUUUGGGGGGAAAGCCGCCAGUAAAAAAUGGAAAACAAGUAUUUCCUAUAAAAAAAAGCCUCUGCAGUUUUUAUUUGAGCAAGGUUUGUUAAACACCAGAGGAUUUAAAAAGAGAAGAGCUGAAACUAUGAAGCAAAAGAAAAUCCCGUCACGUAAUUGCAUAUCAGAGAGCCAGUCUGAAGAGUCAGACAUACAAUCCAAAGAAGAAUCGGAGGAAGAUGAAGAUGAAGAUGUUAAAGAUGACAACUGGUUUCGAGGCAGUGAAGAAUUGACACAGGAGUCAGAGGAGGAAGGUGAAGAAAGAGUAGGGGUUAAAGAUGGAGGGGACGUUGUAGACUCAGGAGUUAACAAAAGUAAAGGAGAGAAAGAUGAAAUCGGAGAAACGGAAAAUGAGGAUAUGACUCCUGUUGCUGAAAACGACAAAGACAUCGAAAGAGAGACAAACGUCACCCUUUCGACAUCGGCGAAAAAUGAAUUGCAGAAGGAAGUAAAAGUAGUCCUCAAAAGGCUUUCAGAGUUACAGACCACGAGAGAUUGUCAUCCCAGCGGCACGGAGCAUCCUCUAGAAGACAGCUGGUGCACGCCAUUGGACGGGGAUGCAGACAGUGAAGAGGAGAGAGAGCACAGCGGGUCGGCAAAAGAUGACCCCAUUGAUCCCUCACGCAUAUCAGACCCACCCAUCGUUUGGGGACAAAGUAAUGAAAGAAAAGAUGGACACAGAGAAACCAAAACUGGAACUCCUCUGUGUGCACCAGUGGCCUCGGCCCCAGACAUCCAACCUGAAAUCCUGAAUAAACCUGAUGACGCUGGCUCGACCUGCAAUCACACUGCCGAACUUCGAAUCUCCCCCGUUCUGUUAGUCCCACACGGAGCCAUAAAUAUCAGAGAUGUCGCCACAAACACAGAACCCAUUCAGAGAGAUGCCACGUCCUCUGGCCAUGAUGCAGCACUAUUGAAAGUGAUCAAAACAGAGAAAAGGUUUCCCCAAGCCUCAGACAGCACUCAGCCCUCCGACACAGUGGAGGCUCCGAUCUCCACUCAGUCUGAUCUGGAUACAAUGGACCUUGACCAGCUGAAGAGAGAGAAAAUAAUAAUGCAACUAAAAGUUUUGAAGUUGCAAGAUGAAUACUACACUUUGAAAAUUAAGGAACUCAAAAAAUGAAGUUCUUUUCAUUGGAGCCUAACUGUUAAGUUUGACAGUAUGGACGAACUUGUACGGUGCAGCCAAAAUUCAUGCACAUUGCAUUAUCACUUACAUGUAUACUAUUACAGAUAAACUUCAGAACAGAAUACAAUUGUGUUGGCUAGUUUUAAAGGACCAGGACGCUGACAUCCAGGGACGUCACUAGGAUUUAAAGACGGGGUGCUUAUCGCCCACAGUAUUAGUGACUUGCGCUUCACUCACAUCUUUGGUUACUGUUUUGUAUUUACACUGAUGUCAACAGUCAAGAAACUAAGAUGUUAACAAGUAGAAAGUGAAAGACAUACUGUAAAUACUGGUUCAUGUUUGUAAAACUGAUGUGUAUUUCAGCCAAGACUUUAUUUUCUUCCUGUAAGGUGAUUUUAUCCUGUUCUUUGUUUGGCUUAUGUUGACAUUUGUAUUUUUAAUUUGUGCAGGACGUAAACAAGGUGAAUUGAAAACUGCAAUCAGUCAUCCGGUCUUUAGUCCUUUUGUUAGGACAUUAUAUCUUUACAUCCAUAUAUCUUCUGUUUGAAGGACAUUAUUUACAAA
Etheostoma spectabile (orangethroat darter) is the source of this 2497-nucleotide messenger RNA. RefSeq names its product deformed epidermal autoregulatory factor 1 homolog. The record is from RefSeq and is a predicted model, not a curated record. NCBI's taxonomy places the organism in Eukaryota, Metazoa, Chordata, Actinopteri, Perciformes, Percidae. The transcript has 12 exons. Gene Ontology annotation, biological process: regulation of transcription by RNA polymerase II. The coding region runs from base 485 to 1927 and encodes 480 amino acids. Gene Ontology annotation, cellular component: nucleus. Gene Ontology annotation, molecular function: RNA polymerase II cis-regulatory region sequence-specific DNA binding.